CAUCCAAACUUUCUCAGUCGGAGCAAAACUUUCCUGAGUAGAGGAGGAUGAAGUGAGAGGCAGGACGCCAGCAGCUGUAUGAGUGAGUAACAGCAACAGGCAGAGAGAGGCUUCUAGAGUAUGAAGAGAGAGAGGAUGAUAUCUUAAUUGUAGGUUUCCAUAAUUGCCUCCUGACCAAAUUCUAGGUUUUUUUCUUCUAGGUAUUUGCUUUACAAACAGUUUUCUUCACUAGUUUGGUUGUGGUUGUUUGUUUUGUAAGAGGAAAUUGUAGAUGAUUUUGAAGAAAAACUGGAUUUGAUCAUCAUUUUAUCUGAUGUUUGUAACAAACAGACUUGACAUUUUUCAUUUUGAUUUCAAAAGAAACAGUUUAAAAGUUAUUCUUAAUCUUUAAAGUUUAAAAAUUGUCUUUUUCUUUAUAGUACUGAGCAGUGACUUUUAGAAAUGUCAGUUUAGCCAGUAGACAGGAGAUUAUUUUUACUUCACAUCAUUAUGCUGCUGGCUCUGCUUCUGGUUCUGAGUCUCUCCUCUGAGGCUUGCUCCUCCGAGCCGUCAUCAAUAACUAUCCAGUACCGGGUUUGGGAGGAGCAGCUGCCAGGAACCGUGGUUGGCCGGCUGGUGGACGACCUCCGACAGAGGGAUGAAGGUGGUUCUCUGGAGGAUUUCCAGGUGGUGGAACAUGGAAAAGCCCUUCCCUUCUCUGUCAACACUCGAGACGGGAUCGUCUCCACCCAAGGCCGGCUGGACAGGGAGGAGCUGUGCCGGGGGUCAGACCUUUGUGAGGUGGUCUUCAGCGUCCUCUACAGGAAAAGCGGUGCUGUGAACUGCCUGAGGGUUCGUGUGGAAGUGAUGGACCUGAACGACCACAGUCCCAGCUUCCCCAGUCCUCUACAUGAAGUGGAGAUCUCAGAGACAGCCAGCCUCAGAAUGCGAAUCCCCCUGGACAGGGCAGUGGAUCCUGAUGCGGGGCCCAACAGCCUCCAGACCUACUCGCUAUCUGUCAACCAACACUUCGCUCUGGAUGUGACGGUCGGUCCAGAUGGGACAAAACAGGCAGAGCUGGUGGUUAUUAAAGAACUGGAUAGGGAGGUUCAGUCGUCCUUCAACCUCACCCUGGUGGCAUGGGAUAAAGGGAACCCCCCCAGAUCUGGGAGCACAUUAGUCCGUGUUAAUAUUCAGGACUCAAAUGAUAACAGCCCGACAUUUGAGGACAGCAGUCCCACUGUGGAGCUACCUGAGGAUACAGCCCGUGGGACAACCAUCAUCAACCUCAAGGCCACUGACCCAGACCAGGGUGCCAAUGGAGAGGUGGAGUAUUCGCUCAGUAGGCACACACGUCCAGAGGUUCAGAGGCUCUUCUACGUGGAUCCACAAAGUGGAGCUGUUAGUCUCAGAGCACCCCUGGACUAUGAGGCCCAGCCCUCUUAUGAGGUGAUCAUACAGGCCCGUGAUCGCGGGCCCAAUGCUAUCCCCUCACACUGCAAACUACACGUCAAGCUUAGAGAUGUUAACGAUAAUGCACCAAGGAUACACAUGACGUGGACUCCACCCAACUCACCUGUAGCGACUGUGCUAGAAGGAGCACAAGAGGACACUUUUCUUGCUCUGGUAAUGGUCUCUGAUGCAGAUUCAGGACAAAAUGGUAAAGUGAGAGCACACAUUCAGCAAGGAUCUGGCCCUUUUCGCCUUAAACGGGUCCAAGGCAACAACUACAUGAUUGUAACCAACGGCAGCCUGGAUCGAGAGAAGGUUAUGCAGUAUAACAUUACGCUCCUUGCCCAGGACUAUGGAGAUCCUCCUCUGUCUUGUGUUAAACACCUGCCUGUCCAUGUUCUGGAUGAGAACGACAAUGCACCAGUGUUCUCCACCUCCAUCUAUAAGGCUUCCUUCAAGGAGAACAAUGUCGUAGGCUACCAUGCUCUCAAAGUUGAAGCCCAUGAUGUUGACCUGGAGCUCAGUGGAAGAGUGUCGUACUUCAUACAUAGCGCCAAUGAUGUGGAAAGUAAAGAACAAUCUUUCUCCAUUCACCCAACUACUGGUAUCAUAAGCAUCCAGCGCCCCCUGGACUAUGAGGAAUCCCACACCUACUCUUUCAUUGUGGAAGCUGUCGACUAUGGUCAUCCACCUCUCACCAGCACCGCAACUGUGCAGAUUGACAUUGAGGAUGUGAAUGACAACUACCCAGUCAUCAAGGAGCCAAAACCCAGAAAGGGCGUGGCCUUUUUAAGUGUACCUGUCAAUGCAGACAAAGGGGAGAUAGUGACAGAGCUGGGGAAUGACAUGGAGGAGGUGUCGACCGCUUUUCCAAUUAAUUACCCAGUCAAAGAAGGACUUGGAUUCCUUGCUUCAACCAUAAAGGCUGAAGACCCAGACUCAGGGCUCAAUGGAGAACUCCAGUACCUAAUUACUGAUGGAAACCCCUAUGGACUCUUUUGGUUGGAUCAGGCUACAGGCCAGCUGUUUGUUAACACCACCAAUGCUACUGAGCUCAUUGGGAAAACCUUUAAGGUGGAUAUAGCUGUAUCUGACAUGGGCAGUCCCAGCCUGACCACCAAGGCGACUCUGGAGGUGACUUUCAACAACCUCAAGGACCAUCUCAAAAACUCAUCACCUGGUAACCGUGGACAACUGAGCUUCACCAUGAUGAUGGCAAUCUGUCUGGGUGCUACAUGCCUAUUGCUCCUGUUGGCGAUCGCUUUGGUGACGACGUUCUGCCGCCCUGAGAAACGGGACAACCGGGCUUACAACUGCAGACAGGCUGAAUCAACCUACACCCGCCAUCCUCGACGCCCACAGAAGAACAUCAGAAAGUCCGACAUUCAGCUAAUUCCCGUCAUCCGAGGGCGAAAGGACGAGCUGCCUGAGGACGACAGUGAAGCCCAGCCACUGGCUCCGCCUCCAGUGAUGUCAGAGGAUGAACAAAUGGAGAGACAGUAUACCUUAGUGCCAUCAGUCAUGAACUCAAGCUUCCAUUCCCAAGGCUACCCAGAAGGGGAUCCCAUUCAACCUCUCACCCAUAUCUGCAGAACCCUUCUGAAACCUGGAAACAUUGAACUUGAUGGUGCUUUGCCUCUGACGCCCGCCACAUCUUACCGGACUCUUCGGAAAGCCAGGAACCCUUCAUCAUCCUCUUCAGCCUCACAUUCAAGCACCUUAAAGCGCAAGGUUCACCCUGCAGGGGAGGAGGCAGAGACAGCAAGUGCAGGGUCCCAGGCGACUCUCAGGAGGCCGAAGACCUCGGAAGGACGAGGGGGGCACGACGCAGAACAUCGGCAGAUGCUUCGAAACCUGGUUCGACUGUCCAUGGCUGCAUUUGGAGACUCCAUCGAGCUUUCCUCAGCUUCUCCAGAGGUGCAGCAGAUCUCCCAGCUCCUCUCCCUCCUCCGGCAGGGUCAGCUGCAGCCCAGGCCGAACUUCAGGGGCAACAAAUAUUCACAUCGCAACGGCAGGUAUGGAGGUCAGGACUGUUCUGAUUGGCAGAGCACCAAAGACAGUGGACACGGUGAGAGUGAGGCUGGAGAUGUGGACUGGGAACCAGGAAGAGAUUCACCCAUAGACCCACAACUGGAGGAGGGGCUCAACAACCUGCUCAACAACCCUGAUGACGUCUUCUCAGAGGUCAACGACCCUGCCUGGAUGGCCAGACUCUCUCUCCCGCUCACCGGCGAUUACCACGACAACGUCUUUGUCCCCAACGGGCCUCCGUCCCCUGAAAGCGAGCUUCUACCCCGGGACGGCCUGGACUCCUCGUCCUUCUCCACCUUCGGUAAAACUCCAGAGAAGGACGGCCCUCUGGGCGGGGCCCUCCUGUCUGAGGUCAGCACGCUGUUUGAGAUGCUGAUGACGCAGAAGGCCGACGCCCACCCCGGCCCUAGACCGGACGUCCUGUACCGUCUCUCCGCAGCGUACCGGCGCUCGCUGGGUUUGGAUGGCUCCGGUGUGUCCGCGACACCGAGAGGCGGCUCCGGGAACACGGAGAAGAUGUCGGGUCUGACGGCAUCAUCAGGACUUUAUCAAUAAAUACAAUCUGAACACUGGAAAAGACUGAGAGCUGAGUGACGCAGCUCAGAACAGGAAGAAACUGUCUCACAAGUUUUCAUGACUGAGUGAGGUAUGAGGGGAUUUUAGAGGCAUUAACCGAUCAAAUACUGACACGAUUUAAACUGUAAAUAAAAGCACAGUCAGUCUGUUUCUGUACAAACAGGGUGUGUCACCUUCAACACACCUGUAGUAGUCUGAAGGUGAGCUCAGAGCGAGUACCCACUCUGAACCUGGAGCUCAGAGACGGGUUGGUUUUCAGAGCAGAGGCAGGUCAGCAGAUGGUUUAUAAACUGAGUGACUGAAGAGGGGACGAGGAGCAGGUGCACAGGUGGGUGUGGGGCAUCAGGUGACGGGAGGAUGACAGGUAGAAGACAUGGACAGAAUGUGCAGAAUGAUGGGACUUAAAGUGAAUUUAAUCGUCACUGAUGAAGAGAGAAACUGAUCAUAAAGCUGCAGAGUACGUCCUGCUAUUUCUGUCUCAAUCAUUUCCCCAGUUUUCACCUGUAACAUACUUUGUUUGUCACAGGCUUUAAUUUUCACUUUGAAUACUCCUUUCAAGUCGUGCUGGAGUCUCCUCCGUCCUGCAAUAUCCUCAGAGUUUCUGAAACAGACAAACAACAUUUUGACGAGUUUCUAAAGAUACAAACGAUGUUUUAGUUUUGAUCUAUGAACUCAGAUGUGUUGAAAGUGACAGAUCCUGUUAAAAUGGUGCUAUAGCUUCAGGUCAGGUUUAACUAACAGUAAACAAAAGGAAUCAUUCACAGGAGCAGAGAAAAGACAGAGAGAAAGUGGGAUAAAUAUGGUAGACAGAUUUAGUUUCAGGAUAUUUACUGUGAAAAACAAACAGGACCGACAAAAAACAGACAAUGAUCUGGAAGAAAAACAGGAAGUGAAGGGAAGAACGAAGCAGGAAGUUCACUAACAAAGAGAAAUCAAGUUGAUGGUGAAUCUGAAAAUGUUUCCUAAUAACUCGGCCACAUUAAGCAGGAACAGGGUCGAUCCUUCUUCAGACGGAUUCAUUCUGUCAGAAACUGUCUGUCCAGAUUUUUUUGGCCAACGACCAGGAGGAAAUGUCGCUUUGUCUUUGUUUGUGUCGAGACUAAACACCAACACUGAGCUGAAUGAAGCAGCUCGGUCUGAACCUCAGUCCAAAGUCCUCAAAGCAGAAACACUUUCAGGGUCACUGUGGGUUUCUUCAAAUAUUUACUGUUGUCAGUUUGUCUCUUAAAUUAUUGGUUUAACUUCCAAAGUUCUUAUUUGUAGCUUUUUUAAACUGUAAACCAGAGGAGGAGGAACAGCACUUUGUACAUAGUCUUCUGUAAAACUUUUUUUAAAGGUUUUGUAUCAAGAAAACGUUUGUUUGUGUUAUUGGAAGAUGGAUUCGUAACUUUUUCAAUAAAAUGUGUUUAAUCAAAGAAAUUCUAAAAAGGUCAAAAGAGUCAUGAAAUAUAACCUGAGAGUUUAAGUUUGAGGAUCUGUCUCUUCACAGUGAGCUGCUGAUUGGAGGCUGAAUGAUGUUUGGUUAAAGUCCUGGAAAACCUCCAGGUUAUAAACUCCAGGACGAUCCAGGUCCUCAGAGGAAGCUCAGUGUGUGUGGAUGUUGACUCAGGUGGUUCCUGUGUGAACAGCGCCCUCUGCUGUUUAAAACACACAGUUACACAGUGUGAGAUACAGAAACCUGCAUCAGUCCAAAUUAUCAACAGCUCCACCUUGUGGCGGCUUCAGGUAACAAAGAGUUUGAUCCUGUGGUGUUGAUGAUUCCAUGACUGUAGAAAUCCUUUUUAUACUUGUUUAAAGAAAAAAAAGGAUAACCAUCUUUCACAGUCACAUAAAGACGUCAGAAUUAAACAAUCAUCAGGUUAUUUUAUUGUUUUGAGUCAUUUCAUGGAGAAUUAACUGUUAAAUCAUCUUCAUCUUUGAACACUACAAAAGAAAAUAGGAAACACUUUCCACAUUCACCUCAAACUUCUGCAGUAAAUACUCACACUCUGUGAAUACAUGUGAGUCCUAACAGCCUAUAAACUGUAUCAACUGUUUUUGUCGACAUGUAGGUUUGUUGCUGGAACACUGAAGUGUCAGUAAACCUAAAUUAAUAUAAUUAUUGUUGCUGUCACUGUUUUAUAGGUCAAAACACAGCCCAGCAGUUUCUGAAGCAGUAACUACAUUUAAUCUGUUGAGUUCCCUUGUUUUUCGACUUUUAAACUAACGUAUCUCAGUCAGAAACAAAUGAAGCUCUACAGUCACUGACAGGGAGGAGAUACAUGUGUUCAAACCAGGUUUAUUUCACAGCAGAGUAAAUCAACCAAAGGAAAAGCAGAGUCAAAGAGUUGGAGGCUUUUAAAGCCUUUGUCAGUCAGUCAGGUCCAGGUGAGUCAGAUUCUCUCUAACGAUCGUUCAAAGACUCACCACUGAUACUCUGAUUAUUCUUUAAUAUUCACCUCUAUACAUCAUAUUUCCCUGGUAAAAAGUGCUUGUCUUGUUUUUUUAGUUUAGUUAGUUACAUUUUCCAUCCAGUAUUUUUCUAUUUUUAGGUUUUCAUUAUUUCCUAUGGACCUUGAGAUUCUUAGUAAACUCAGUCUGUCAGUGUGAGUAGAGGGUUGUCAGAGAUAUUUAGAUUCUUUUCAAGCCUGUUGUAUUGUUUGUUGUUGAAAAUAUUCUUCAUGUAUCUUUAAUAAGAAGCAAUCCCAUUGUUUUGUACUUCAGUAGCUCUUUGAAAUACAGAUUUAUCUUUG
Molecule: messenger RNA, 6770 nt
Organism: Lates calcarifer (barramundi perch)
Lineage: Eukaryota; Metazoa; Chordata; Actinopteri; Centropomidae
Gene: pcdh12
Product: protocadherin 12
Biological process (GO): homophilic cell-cell adhesion
Cellular component (GO): plasma membrane
Molecular function (GO): calcium ion binding
Source: RefSeq, a predicted model, not a curated record